Messenger RNA from Charadrius vociferus (killdeer), 543 nucleotides. It is a transcript of the gene SPATA46, whose product is annotated as chromosome unknown open reading frame, human C1orf111. Gene Ontology annotation, biological process: fertilization. The record is from RefSeq and is a predicted model, not a curated record. Bases 1 to 543 code for a protein of 180 amino acids. The transcript has 3 exons. Gene Ontology annotation, cellular component: nuclear membrane. Lineage: Eukaryota; Metazoa; Chordata; Aves; Charadriiformes; Charadriidae.
AUGGCCCUGGGGCCCUGCCAGCCUGCCUGGUCUCUGUGGGACGGCUCCAGUGGGCUGCCGGCCCCGCUGGGCAGCGAGUUCCCUGCCUGCACCUGCACCAUCUACCGGCCCUGGUUCUCACCCUACAGCUACUUCAUGUGUACCGAUGGAGCCACCCAGCAGCACCCGGGCAGCCUUUCCUCCAGCCUGGCCGCCAACACCCAGGAGCCCGAGGAGCUCGAUGACCUCUCAGAGAUCAUCUGCUCCUCCUCUGGCUCCUCAGACAAGCCCCAGCCCCCCAAGACGGACAGUCCUGCCAGCGGCAGAGCCAGCAUCACAGUGCGGGACAUCCUCGCUGCCUCCCAGCGGCAGCCAGUGCCUCAGUGUGGCUACCAGUGCAUGUCAUGCUGCCGCGUCUUCCCCACGCUGUGGUCGCUCAAGAUCCACAUCCAGCACAGCUCCCAGGAGGGCUACAGCUGCAAGGUGUACUACCGCAGGCUCAAGGCCCUGUGGGAGAAGGAGCACAAGGAGCAGGAGGCUGCAGCCCCUGGGGCACCCGUGUAG